This is a messenger RNA of Egretta garzetta (little egret), 1017 nucleotides long. RefSeq names its product bone morphogenetic protein 15 (gene BMP15). NCBI's taxonomy places the organism in Eukaryota, Metazoa, Chordata, Aves, Pelecaniformes, Ardeidae. Gene Ontology annotation, cellular component: extracellular region. Gene Ontology annotation, molecular function: growth factor activity; cytokine activity. The record is from RefSeq and is a predicted model, not a curated record. The transcript has 3 exons. Gene Ontology annotation, biological process: SMAD protein signal transduction; BMP signaling pathway. The coding region runs from base 1 to 1017 and encodes 338 amino acids.
AUGGGGCUGGGCACCGUGCCAAGCGUCCCCCCCCUGCCCCUCCUGCAGGCCCUGCAAGUGCGGGCACCAGGCAGCCGGGGUUGGCAAGUGGGGCCAGCAAGCGGGCAGCCCCUGCGCUACAUGCUCAACCUGUACCGGCGUGCUGCUGACCGUGAAGGGCGACCCCGCCACGGCCGCAGCCUGGGCACCAACACCGUCCGCCUGGUCCGGGCCAGUUCCCACGGGGGUCAGCCCUGGGCAGGUCGCUGGUACAUGCAGCCCCUCACCUACCGCCUGGAGGGCCAGCCCGAGGCCGAGCACCUCCUCCGAGCCACCAUGGUCUACCUGCCCAGCCUGCCGCUGGCCCGCGGUCGCCUCCUCUGCGCCCUGGAGCUGGCAGCCACUGGUGAUGCACCCGGGGCACUGCUCAGCCCUGCCACCCGCCCCCGUCAUGGCUGGGCUGAAGCAGAUGUCACUCCUUACCUGGUGUCGGGGAGCAGCAGUGCGGGAAGCCUGGCGCUGCGGCAUGUCUGUGUGCAUGCCGGCCGAGCAGGGGAUCGCAAUGCCCCAGUGGCCCCCAGCCACCCCUUCCUCCUCCUCUACCUCAAUGACACCCAGGCUGGGCUGGCACCUCUGGCAGCAGAGCCCCUCCGGCACCGGCGUGACACAGGAACACUGGCCCAUGACCUGCCCAGCUACCUACGGGAGCAGGGAGGGGAGAAGAGUGACUGUUCCCUACGCCCCUUCCCUGUCAGCUUCGCCCAGCUGGGCUGGGACCACUGGAUCAUCGCUCCCCACCGCUACAACCCGCGCUACUGCAAGGGCGCCUGUCCCCACCUGCUCCGCUAUGACUACCAUGCGCCCAACCAUGCUGUGGUGCAGAGCUUUGUCCAUCAGCUGGUGGAUGCCAACGUACCCCGGCCUUCCUGUGUCCCCUACCGCUACAGCCCCAUCAGCGUCCUCAUGAUUGAGCGUGACGGCGGCAUCCUCUACAAGGAGUACGAGAACAUGAUUGCAGAGUCCUGCACCUGCCGGUAA